UAAAUAAUUUAUUAGUUUAAUAAUAAAUAAAAUUCCGCUCCAUAAAGUCAGUUUAAAGAAAUGAUCGAAUUUUAUAAUAAAAUGUAAUUAAAGUGAAUACUUUCAGCAAAAUAAUAACGCGUAAAUAAUAUAAAUAUAAGAGACACUUUGUAUGAUAUUUCAGUCAUGUCACAACUGUCUGCACUCGAUGGUCUAUUGAAAACUACAUAAUAUUUAAUGAAACAGUCGUUCGCAAGUCACAAUGGACACUGCAUUGUUAAUUACAUCGAUAUUAUUGGUCGUUGUUCUAUUAUUAGUCGCGUUACAUUUUUGUAUCCAUGGUAAUAGAAAAGGAUAUUUUUGUGACAAAAUCCCUGGGCCGAAAUGGUAUCCAAUUCUGGGCAAUGUUUUAGACUUAGCGGUAUCUCCUGAAAACUUUUGGAAUUUUCAUCGUCGUUUAGCCAAAGAUUUUUAUCCAGUUUACAAGUACUGGCUUGGAACGUGGCCUGUUGUUAAUAUUUAUCAUCCUGAUGAUCUGAAGGUACUAUUCGGUAGCUCGAAAAAUACUGAAAAAAGUCUAUUCUACGAUUUUCUACGUCCGUGGUUACAAAAUGGACUAGUCACUAGUGAAGGAAACAAAUGGAGAGGAAGGAGAAAGAUCCUGACUCCAGCAUUUCAUUUGCACAAUCUUAGUGAAUACAUGGAGUCUAUAGUCGACCAUACGGACCGUAUGAUUAAAAAACUAAAAACAGAAGCAACGUCGGAUGGAGUUAUCAAAGAACUUUUACCGUUACUUUCAACGCACACUCUUAAUAUAAUUUGCGAAUCUGCAAUGGGAAUUACCACCAAAGAGAAUGAUCCUGAUAGAGAAAAUUAUAAAAUGGCGGUUCAAAGAAUCGGAGAAAUAAUGUACUACAGGAGUUUUAGACCAUGGUUAAUGAAUGCUUGGAUUUUUGGACUGACGGCCAAAGGUCGGGAACACGCUGAAUCAUUAAAAGUGCUUCAUGACUUUUCUGAUAAAAUAAUCAAAGACCGUAAAGAAUAUCAUGAAAAAACGGGAGGAAAAUAUUUAAAUGAUUUUAUGAUGACAACUGGUGGUAAUACAAGUUCCCAAUCCAAUGGAAGCACAAAACGUAAGAGACUCGCUUUCCUUGAUCUUUUGAUCGCCGCUUCAAAGCAAGGACUCGGAAUUGAUGAUCAAGGUAUGAGAGAGGAGGUUGAUACUUUUGUUUUUGCGGGUCACGACACUACUGCUAUGAGUUUGUUGUUUACUAUUUUACUUUUGGCUGAGCACAAAGACAUUCAGGCGCGAGCAAGAGCAGAAGUUGAUGAAGUAUUUAAAGAAAGCGAUGGUAAAUUAACUAUCGAUGAAAUUCAACGUUUCACAUACUUAGAGUGUUGUAUAAAAGAGGCUUUGAGACUUUAUCCGAGUGUACCUGUUAUAUCAAAGACAACUCAAGAAGACACGCAAUUCAAGCAUUGUUUUGUACCGAAAGAUACUAUUCUACUUAUCUACCCUAUUGAUACUCAUCGUGAUCCAAACUUUUGGCCACAGCCGGACAUUUACAAUCCCGAUAGAUUUUUACCAUCAGAACAAUUGGAGAAAAGACAUCCCUUUUCUUUUAUUCCAUUCAGUGCUGGCCCUCGUAAUUGUAUAGGACAAAAGUUUGCAAUGCUUGAAUUGAAGACCUUGAUUGCUGGAUUGCUCCAUAACUUUUAUUUCGAACCUCAAGAUAGCGCAGCAUGUGUACGUAUUGUACCUGAUCUUGUAAUCCGACCCGCACAUCCGGUUUAUGUUAAAUUUGUACCGAUCGUUAAAGAAGAUGACAAUUUUGAUACAUAUCUUUGAUAUUAACGUAUUAUGAUAUAUAUUUUAUUACUAACAAUGAUUAGAUUAGUAGUUAAUAGAGAAUUAUCUUCAGUGCUCAAUUAAAAAUAAUUGUAAGAUAGUUAAUUUUUUAUGUAAGAGAUAAUAGGAUUUAAAUAUUGCUCACACAUUAACACUUUGCAUAUAUAUUACACGAAAUUAAGUUUAUAUAGAUUUUAUGUAGAACAAUUAUACAUUGCACAUAACUAUAAAAUAAAUUUCUAAAUAUAUUGAUA
Messenger RNA from Microplitis mediator, 2082 nucleotides. Its product is annotated as cytochrome P450 4C1-like. Gene Ontology annotation, molecular function: iron ion binding; oxidoreductase activity, acting on paired donors, with incorporation or reduction of molecular oxygen; monooxygenase activity. NCBI's taxonomy places the organism in Eukaryota, Metazoa, Arthropoda, Insecta, Hymenoptera, Braconidae. The transcript has 13 exons. The coding region runs from base 242 to 1828 and encodes 528 amino acids. The record is from RefSeq and is a predicted model, not a curated record.